Misgurnus anguillicaudatus (oriental weatherfish) is the source of this 5080-nucleotide messenger RNA. RefSeq names its product PHD finger protein 3 (gene phf3). Gene Ontology annotation, biological process: DNA-templated transcription. Lineage: Eukaryota; Metazoa; Chordata; Actinopteri; Cypriniformes; Cobitidae. The record is from RefSeq and is a predicted model, not a curated record. Gene Ontology annotation, cellular component: nucleus.
CCCUGGCGGCAGACGGUUCGUUUUACGGGCUGUUUGAGGGUCAACAGGAAGUACUACUUGCGUGUCCCACCGCAGAGCCAAAGCGGAAAAGGCAACGACAUUAACGACAACGGCAUCCCCUAUGGCCUCUCACCACUGCAAUCGAUAGCACAAACCAUUCUUCAAUUAUGCGUUGGCUUUUCGACCACAUUGACACGCAGGAGCAAACAGCACAGUUCAGGCAUUCAUGGAUAUCGUUGGUGGCACAUUCAACCAUCUGAUUCCAAGUGACCAGCUGGAUGAUUCCUUGUUGCUCGGACAAAACCUGGAAUGUGAAGCGAGUGAGGAAUUCGAUCCGGGUCGUAGUCAACCCGAAAAUUCGCUGAAGAACAUGCUUAGUGACAAAGACCCCAUGUUUGGAUCCGCUAGUACCCAGUUUCAUUUUUUAGAAAACGAAGAUGUUAAUUUUAAGCUUGGAAGCUCAACAGAUGAAAAUCAAGAAAUGACAACGGCAGGUGUUACACGGGGUCCAUCAGACGGUGAACACAGUGAAUCCAGCUUCCCACAGGGCAGGAGGAGGAAUGCAAGUCAGCUACAGAGAAAACAAACAGCAAGCCGGGGUAGAGUCAAAGGUGCACAAGGCAGACGUUCAGGACCGCCACGUAAAGCAGCACAGAACAAACAAGAGUCGACAUCAGAGAGAGAUGAAAGUUUAGAGGAAAGAAGGGAAGCUCUGCUCCGUCGACGAUUUAAAAUCCAUGAAGUCGACUCGUCGAUGAAUCCAGUGGUCGUGUUACGCAGAUUAACUGUUACAGUGGGAGGAUAUAAAAUUGAACUUCUCCCAGGACCCUCACAAACAUUUGGAUCAUUUAACACGAGCGCUCUUCAGUCCCUGGGAUUCCAGGAUGAUUCUGUGACCGUCGAUGGUAUCGGUUUUGAUUUGGGACAAACUCAGAAUGCCAACACGGAAGAAGUUGAAAGUUUCACACAAGAGGUUGCAGGAGAAGUAAGCGUCGGCCAGUCCAGUUGCGAUGACAUGCCAACGGAUUUUGGACCUUACGUGAACCCCAAUGAAGUACAAGAACCCAACAGCACUACGCCAUUCAAGCCUAGUGUGGAAAACACAGCACCGGUAGAAACCAAAACCAAUGACCAAGUGAAAUCCCAAAAGCUAAGAGCACACAAAUCUCGAAACAAAAACGGCACGGCAGUUCAGCCUACGGUCAAAAAACUACUGAAACCCAAGCUGACGGCGUCAGCUGCCAAGCAGUCUCAUCUUAGCAGACCAAACCUCUUACAGAAGAGAUCCCUACAUCCCAGAGACAAAAAAAUCCAUGUGGGUCGACCAGAAAAUCUUCAGGGUCACAAAGGGAAACCUGUCAAAGCAGGCUUGAAACGCCCAGGAGGACAUCUUGCUUCAAAACCUUCAAAAGUACAAAAGGUUCAAGAUGGACAACCUGCACAUCCAGCCGUGAGCCCACCGGUCCCGACAUCUCCGACCGUCGGUGGAAAACUGAAAGAAAACAGAAAAUCUUCAGAUUCUGGCACUGGUGUCAAGCCUGUCCUAAAUAAAUCUCCUCAACCUUCAAAAAAACCACAGAUUCCUUCCUCACCGGUGAACAAAACUAACCCACCAGUGACAAACAACCAGGCAGAUGAGGAGCCAGAAAAGAUGAAGAUCAAAAAGCCAGAGAAGAUCCAGCAAAGACACAAGAGCAGAAAUUCUCGAAGUAUCUCCAUAGAAGAACCGCAGCUGUUUAUUCCUGAUAAUGCCCCUGUGGUGAAGAAGGAGAGCGAGGGCGACCCUCCACCUGAAACUGACGCUGUGUGGGAUCCCAGCAAGAACUGUGGAUUAUGCAAGAAACCUCACAACAACAGGUUCAUGGUGGGCUGCGGCCGCUGUGAUGACUGGUUUCACGGGGAUUGUGUGGGUCUGGAUCUGGUUAAAGUUCAGCAGAUGGAAAAGGAAGAUCAGGAGUAUGUGUGUUUGAAAUGCUGCGCAGAAGAGGACGGGAAGAGCGUCGGUCAGAUCACAGAUCAAUCAGAUGAUAAAUUAUCACAGAAACAGAAACCUCAGCAGACGCUCACUGCAGGAGGAAUUCGACCCUUCAGAAAGGACGCAGGAGACCGACGACCAUCGGAAGAAUCGGCCCAGAAAAGCGGACCUAACGUAAAGCACGAAGACAAGAAAGUAAAAGUGUCUCACACGAGCUCAAAGAAGCCGUCCACCGGACAAAUCAGACGCAGCGUUCGAGAUUCACUGGAAGAGAUACUUCUGAAACGUCUGAAGGAGUCUGAUUUAAAGGUUUCGUCGGAGAAGCCUGCUGAGUUGGCCAGGAGGACGGAGAAAGAGCUUUUUGCUCUCUUUCAGGGCGUUGACAGCAAAUACAAAAAUAAAUAUAGAAGUUUGACUUUUAACCUGAAGGAUGCAAAAAAUAAUGUGUUAUUCAAGCGUGUGCUCAAGGGAGAAGUUUCCCCAGCAGAUUUAGUGCGAAUGACUGCAGAAGAGCUGGCCUCAAAGGAACUCGCUGCUUGGAGACAAAGAGAAAAUCGACAUACGAUUGAAAUGAUUGAGAAAGAGCAGCGAGAAGUAGAGAGACGUCCCAUUACUAAAAUCACCCACAAGGGAGAAAUUGAGAUUGAGAACCAGGAGCCUGCCAAAGCACCGGAGGCCAUUGAGGUUAAGCCAGAGCCCGUGCCGAAAGCAGCAGAAGUGCAUGAGGAAAAACCUCCAGAGAUUAAAGAAGAAAAGCCUAAGAAAUCUGUGGAUACAACCAGCUUGCACAAGUCUCAUCUCUUUGACCUCAACUGCAAAAUCUGCACAGGCCGUAUGGCUCCACCUUCAGAGGAACCCAGUACAAAGGUGUUGAAAGUGUCAACAUCAGUGGUGAGGAGACAGUCUAGUGCUACAGAUGAAACUCUGCCAUUCACACCCAUAUCUGCAUCAGCACUGAUAGAUGACCUGUCCUUAAGAGCCAUGGAGGAAGGACUUCUCAACUUCUUGCCAGAAAACAGGUCAGAAAGUCUGAGUAGCAAAGAAGAUACAGCCACGUUUCUCAACAAUUUGGAGGCACUGUGGAGUGGUUUUGUUGACAUGCCGGCUGUGGCGAGGUUUCUAACAAAAGCUUAUCCGGUGUCUGGAAUACUGGAUCAUCUCACACAGGAUUUGCCUGAUAAUAUCCAAGUAGGAGGACGGAUUUCCCCUCAAAUAGUCUGGGACUAUGUUGAGAAAAUUCGGGCCUCUGGGACAAAGGAAAUUUGCGUUAUUCGUUUCGCCCCCGACACAGAGGAAGACGAGAUCUCGUAUACUUUGCUAUACGCCUAUUUUAGCAGCCGCAGAAGAUACGGCGUUGUUGCCAACAAUCGCAAACAAGUUAAAGACAUGUAUCUCAUUCCUCUCGGCUCCACGGAAAAAAUACCCCACCAGAUUGUUCCCUUUGACGGUCCGGGACUGGAAAACAAUCGUCCGAAUCUUCUUCUUGGACUGAUCAUUCGCCAGCGACCCAAAAGGGACUAUGGUGUAAUCCUGUCCAGCGAUGUCAGUGAACCUCCAAGUUUCUUGACGGAAAGCAAAACUCAGGUGGACUACAAGCAGAAGUCUCCUGUGGUGCAGGACGUAGAUCGAAGCUUCGUCGGCGUUCUGGGGACCUCGCAUGUAAAAGACACGGCAGACUUGAUUAAGUCGGUUGUCGAUGAACCGCUAUUGGAUACGGAGACGGAUGAAAAUGUUUCUUUGCGUUUUCUUCCCGGCGUGCUGAAGUUACCCGGAAACUCGACCUCCUCGAGCGACGACGUGAAAGCCGACUCUACCGCAACAGCGUCUGACGGCGACAAUCAUCCGGUGAUCAGUCCUAAAACUCCAAGCACCGCUCCUAGACUCGAUCGCUUUAUUAUCAAGAAAAAAGACUCUAAAAGCGGUAAAACUGAGCAAGCGCCGUCAAGCUCGAGUCAACAAAACAGCUCUGAAGAAAAGCCGAAAACUCUCUUAUCUCUGAGCGACAAACCAGCGGACGUAUCAACCGAGAGUUUUCUCUCCUCUUUAGCAUCGACCGAAACCAAAGAGGAGUCCGGCAGCGCUGACUUAACAAGCGUCACGGCUGCACCACCUGCUCCUGAAACGACAGAAACCAGCGCUUCAAAUGCAUCUGAAGAUUCUGUCAGUGACACUUGUCCCCAAACCCAAACCGUAUCAAGUCCAACUACAACUUUAAAGUCAUCUCCCUCUGGUAUUUUAAAGAAAGCUUCGUCUGAUAAAGAUCCCGCUGACUCACAACAGCCAGUAGCUACUUCAGAUGAAACGACUGAAGUAAUUCAACAGCCACUCGAACAACUCCCGCAAGAGUGCAAACCUGUGGAGGACAUUCAAGCCAUCACCACCAUCUCAUCUGCAGGGAAGAACGAAGGUCUCAAGCUAUCCAGGACUCAUACUUUUAACCCUAUGGCUUACAAUCCAGCAAGCCAAGCCCCACCACCAUCACCAGUUUUUCCCUCAUAUCACACUAAACACCAAUAUCACCCUCCACCGGUGCACAAUUACCCUCCUCCUAUUAACCCCGCCCCUUUCAUACCUCUUCAGCCACAGGCUCCUCCUCCUCCUUUCACGUUUCCACCCGGCCCACUUCAAAUAUUUCAUCAGAGCGAUCUUCAAGGUCGUAUGCUCGUUUCACCUUGGCAUCAAACCGUCCGUCCUCAGACGCUCCCCGCACCUCCCGUGACGUACGAGACCCCGAGGCUGCCCGAGUCCAGCUCUUCGUCCGUUCGAAAAGAUGAGAAGUGCUACGGUGACGUGGGCGACAAGCCGUCUAGACGCUCGGAGGAGACCUACAGGAAGGAAGACAGAGACCACUACGACAGACACCAUCAUAAAAAAAGGCACCACGACAAGGAGCGAGAGAAGCACAGGGAAAGAAGCCACAGUCACAAAGAUCGGCGCUCGAAAGACGAGAGGCACGAAAGACACCGAGAGAGGCAUCACAGCAGUCACUACCGAGACAAAGACAAACACAGACGGGAUUCAGAUUAUGACAAACACAAGAGAGACUCGAGAGACAGGCGAUCGUGAUCUUUAUACUCGUCUACAUCCGUUUUAUACUAACCGACG